Molecule: messenger RNA, 4461 nt
Organism: Aspergillus saccharolyticus JOP 1030-1
Lineage: Eukaryota; Fungi; Ascomycota; Eurotiomycetes; Eurotiales; Aspergillaceae
Product: P-loop containing nucleoside triphosphate hydrolase protein
Exons: 13
Coding region: 1-4305 (1434 amino acids)
Biological process (GO): transmembrane transport
Cellular component (GO): membrane
Molecular function (GO): ATP hydrolysis activity; ABC-type transporter activity; ATP binding
Source: RefSeq, a predicted model, not a curated record
AUGGUACGCAGCUGCUCACUCGUGGCGGACGACUCGUUCGGGCCAGUCCUCGCGUGUCCAGCAUCCUUUGACUUCACGCUACUGUUCGAGCAAAGCAUUCUGUCCAUCGGUCCAUCGGCGGUUUUCCUUCUCCUGAUCCCUUGGCGGAUCUGGUCGCUCUAUCCUGCAAACAGCAAAACUGUCACAAACAAGGCCUAUUGGCAAAAGUUGGCCGUUGCGCUGUGCCUCGUCGGCCUUCAGACUGCGUCAGUGGUGGAAUGGGCACGUCACAAAUAUUUGGUCAAGACUGCCCUUCCGGCCAUAGCUCUGUCGCUAGUCGAUUCGAUAUCAAUAACUGCUUUAUCAGCAAUUGAGCACGAUCGCUCAGUACGCCCGUCAUCGCUCUUGAGCGUCUACCUUAUUCUGUCAACGCUUUUCGAUGCUGUGCAAGUACGCUCACUAUUCAUCCGACACUACCCAUCCCCAUUGCCAGCACUAGCUGCGGCAACCGUCGCACUGAAGCUUCUUCUCCUAGCACUGGAAAGCCAAAGUAAACGCGCGUAUCUAAAGUCAGCAUUCCGUACCACACCGCCCGAGUCGACCAGUGGGAUAUUAGCUCGCACUGUCUUCUGGUGGCUCAAUCGUCUUUUCAUGAAAGGAUUCCGCAAGCUCCUGACGAUCGAGGAUCUUUUCCCGACGGAUAGAGACUUGAGCUCGACUCGUCUAAGGGGCAAGAUUGGAAGCGCAUGGAGAAAAUACCAAUCCAGCCACACACGGAGCCUGAUUUUCGCGACCACGACCAGUCUGCGUUGGGCAGUCCUUCGGACAGUAUUCCCGAGACUCUGCCUGAUAGGAUUCACCUAUGCACAAACAUUUUUCAUCCAGCAAGCAAUCGAGCAUUUACACAUGCCCAACACCCAGAAGACGAAGAACGAGAACUAUGGGCUGAUUGGGGCUGCAGCACUCAUCUAUGGAGGAAUCGCGAUCUCAACGGUGCACUACAAACAUCAACUGUUUCGUAUGAUUACAAUGUUCAGGGGCGCAGCCGUUGCAUUGAUUUACGACCACACUAUGGUUCUGGCGGACGGAUCCCGCGAUGACUCGGCUGCUGUUACGCUUAUGAGUACAGAUAUUGACAUGAUCGCACGGUCUUUGGAGCAGGUCAGCGAAUUGUGGGCUCGGCUGGUGGAGAUUGCGAUUGGAAUCUGGCUGUUGGAGCGGCAGCUGGGUGCUGUUUGCGUGGCGCCAAUUCUCGUGAUUCUUCUAUGUACAUCAGCUCAAACGUAUAUGGCAACAUUUAUGCCUGCAAGGCAGAAGGUUUGGGUUGGCGCUAUUCAGCGCCGGGUGGGCAUCAUUUCCACAGCACUGAAGUCGAUGAAGAGCGUCAAGAUGCUUGGUUUAUCGGAGAUUCUCGCCGCAACACUUCAAGCACAGAGACAGCGGGAGUUGGAUCUGUCUAAAGACUUUCGAUGGUUGAUUGUGUGGCUGAACGUCGUUGCGAGCUUGCCUCAGAUGUGUGCUGCCCUCGUCACAUUUGCAGCUUUCGUGAUUCGCGCCAAGAUCGAUCAUUCGGAGUCGCUGUCGACCGUACAGGCUUUUACAUCGCUUGCUAUCAUCAGUCUCAUCACAACCCCGGCGCUGCAGCUUCUGGCAUCAAUUCCAGCUGUGACAGCCGCUUUGGGUGCCUUUGACCGCAUCCACAAAUUUCUCACUUCUCCUACCCUAGAUUCCUCACCGGCAAGCAGAGGCUCUGGCCCUGAGAAAGAUAGCAAUGACAUUCAUGGGUCAGUGGUAGAAUUGCAAAUGCUGGCACCCAAAGCACAUUCCGACCAGGUCGUUCUGCGGAUGACAGAUGCCUAUAUUCGUCCGGUCCCUGAAUCCGACUUCUCCCUUGCGGAAAUCAACACGGCAAUCAGAGCCGGCACGGUCACAAUGAUCAUGGGCCCUGUUGGGAGUGGAAAGUCUACGCUGUUGAAAGCAGCGAUCGGUGAAUUGCGCUGUGAGCGAGGAACGAUCACAAAAGCAUGGCGAGACGCUGCCUACUGUAGCCAGAACCCCUGGCUUCAGAAUACAACCAUUCGGAAUAAUAUCUGUGGCUAUUCAGAGCCAGAAAAGGAGUGGUAUGAGCGGGUACUACGGGCGUGCGCUUUGGAGCAAGACAUUUCUCGCAUGCCGGAGGGUGAUCAGUCCGUGGUCGGUAGUGGUGCCCUCAAGCUGAGCGGAGGACAGAAGCAGCGUCUUGCAAUAGCUCGAGCUGUUUACUCGAGGAAAGAGUUUCUGGUGCUUGACGAUGCCUUGAGUGCUGUUGACAUGAAGACGGCACAUCGUGUCGCCGAGGCCUUGUUUGGUCAAAAUGGAGUCUGUCGACAGAUAGGUACCACUGUUAUGAUGGCAACUCAUUCAGAUCACCACUUGCGGUUUGGAGAUUCAAUCCUCAUUCUAGAUUUGAGUGGACGUAUUCAGGAACAAGGUUCUGUGGAGAGCUUAGACCUUGCCUCGCAAGUGCACCCAUUCGCAACGGAACCCAGUCCAGGAACUUCAGAAUCGCGACCCGAUGACGAAAACAAACCUGUCUCCACAAAGAAAGUGGAAACCCUGACUGUUGAUGAUAUUGCCGAUAUAUCUCGCCGCACGGGCGAUGCUGCAGUAUACACGUAUUACUUGAAGGCCAUCGGAUGGCGCAGCACAUUGGUCGCUUGUGUGAUCAUCAUUGUGCACACAUUCUCCUCCAUCUUCCCUCAGAUAUGGUUGGAGCUGUUCACAAACAACAACGGAAAGAAUGCUGCCCAGUUUAUUGGUGUUUACGUUGUCCUUGCCGCGCGUCAUUGCCAUCCUGUAUGCCAAGCUGAUUAUUCCAGGCAAAUCAUGAUCAGGGUCGUGAUCAAAUCAGGACUAGAGCUACACAGGGUGCUUGUUAAAACCGUAGUUGAUGCGCCGAUGCAAUUCUUCGCUAGUGUGGAUUCUGGCGUCAUCCUAAACAGGUUCAGCCAGGACAUGACUCUGGUAGAUGCUGUGCUACCGACAAUGGCCUUUGGCACAGUACUGAGUGUUGCACAAUGCUUCGCCCAGAUUGCCCUAAUCUCACUGGGUUCCAGCUAUAUGGCCGUCACGAUCAUCCCGUGCUUGCUGGUGCUAUAUUGCGCGCAGAAAGUCUAUCUGCGUACUUCCAGACAACUGCGGUUCCUCGACCUGGAAGCUAAAAGCCCUCUUUAUACGAUAUUUAUGGAAACUCUCGAGGGCCUUCCCACAAUCCGGGGGCUUGGAUGGCAACGAUCGUUUGUGGUCGAAUGUCUACGCCGAUUGGACGAGUCGCAGAAGCCAUACUACCUCCUCUACUGUAUCCAGCGAUGGCUCAAUGUUGUCCUCGAUCUUUUAGUUGCUGCACUGGCCGUGAUCCUGAUUGCCCUAGCCACAUCGUUGCGAGACUCAACUGAUCCGGGCAAACUGGGGGUGUCCUUGACCGCGAUUAUGGCUUUCAGUCAGAAUUUGCAAGAGGUAGUGACCAGCUGGACUUCUUUGGAAACAUCACUGGGUGCAAUCGCACGGACCAGGUCCUUUGAGAUGAAGACGCCAAUCGAGCAUAAGCCCCGGGAGACCGUGAAACCGCCACCUUCAUGGCCGGCUGAGGGGAGGAUUGAGAUUACCUCUCUUUCUGCCUCAUACGACGGAAUCACGCGAGCAUUGGACAACGUAUCCCUCAACAUAGAAGCCGGAGAAAAAUUGGUCGUCUGCGGACGGACAGGAAGUGGAAAGAGCACGCUCAUCUCGGCCAUCAUGCGCCUGAUUGACCCUCAAAGCGGCACGAUAUCAAUUGAUGGACUCGACAUUUCCACCAUUUCGCGAAAUGUGCUUCGCUCGCGCAUCAUCGCGGUUCCUCAGGAUCCUUUCUUCCUCCCAGGCUCCAUCCGCUUCAACCUAGACCCAGCCGGUCGUUUAGCUGAUGCAACUUUGAUUUCUGCCUUGGAGAGGUGUAAUCUUCUAGCCGUGGCCACGUCUCGCGGUGGGUUGGAUGCAGAAUUGACAGCCUCCUCAUUAUCCCAGGGCGAGCAACGACUCUUCGGGUUGGCGGCAGCUCUGCUGCGUAAAUGGGAUCGAGACCAUGAUGAAGGCAUUGGAAGUGGCAAGGGCGGUCUCCUGAUUUUAGAUGAAGCUACCAGCGGGACGGAUGCUGCGACUCAUGGGUUGAUGCAGCAGGUGGUCGAUAGUGAGUUUGGUGGGUAUACGGUCCUUCACAUCUCGCACCGGACGGAAACGAUGGGCGUUGUUAAUCGGGUGGUUGAGAUGGCGGAUGGUCGGAUUGUGAGGGCAGAGAUCCAGAGUCAUUAGGUUUGUUGUUGUGGGUAUGUGCUGUGACUGCAAGAUUCAUAGCAUCUUGCGAUUAGAUCGUCUAGUAGACUUGGGUAAGUCAUAACCGGAUAGGCUAUAUGGUAGAAUGAGUUGGAGUGGAGGUGACUUGAGAAUCUAGCGCCUUGUUAUGACAUG